Pollicipes pollicipes is the source of this 876-nucleotide messenger RNA. RefSeq lists its product as uncharacterized. The record is from RefSeq and is a predicted model, not a curated record. The transcript has 2 exons. The coding region runs from base 1 to 876 and encodes 291 amino acids. Lineage: Eukaryota; Metazoa; Arthropoda; Thecostraca; Pollicipedomorpha; Pollicipedidae.
AUGGUCGUCCGACCAAUGACCGACCUCCUCAAGAAAGGCACGGCCUGCCAGUGGACCCAGGAACAACGGCUCGCCCUCAGCAACGUGAAACAACUGAUCUCGACCAGCCCCGUCAUGCGCCCGUGGCAGUCUUGCCUACUGCCCUACUCGUACUCCGUCGAGUACAAACCGGGACACACCAUCCCUGUCGCAGACGCGCUGUCCCGGCUCCCGCUGCCGGACACGGGCGGCGCCGAGCCCGACGACGAUGACAUCAUCGCCCUCGUCACGGACGCCGCCGCAGACGUGCUUCCCGACGCAGAGAUCCAGGCAGCAUCGGAAGCCGACCCAGCACUGAAGGAAGUACGUGAAGCCAUCCGCAUCGGCUGGGCUGGCUCGGCGCGCAAGUGCCCGGCGACGCUCCGCCAGUUCUUCGGCGUCCGUCACCAACUCCAGCUGCGCGAUGACGAUAUCAUCCUACGAGGUCCCGACCGUGUCGUCGUACAGGCCGCCCUGACCGACAAGUACCUACAGGUGGCCCACCAGUCGCACGAGAAAAUCGUGCGGACGAAACAGCUGCUCAGAAAUCUCGCGUGGUGGCCCGGCAUGACGCGAGCUAUCACCGACCUCAUCUGCGACUGCCAGACCUGCCAGGCGAAGGACGCCGUCUUCUCCCAGAGUGCGCGCCCUGCCCCGCUGCAGCCGGUCCCUCUCCCGGACCGAGCCUGGUCCAAGCUCGGCAUCGACGUCGUUGGACCGACUGUAGGUGCGCCACCGUCAGCUCGCUACGCCAUCACCGUGAUCGACUACGCGAGCAAGUGGCCGAAGAUCACCCUGACGCCGUGCGUCGAGACAAAUGACGUCAUCAGCCUCCUCAGCACCAUGGGGUCCCGAUGA